CAACACGUGACUGGGUUCAAAGUUGAAAGUCAAACAGCAGUGCAGUUCGUCAGCAUGGCGGUCCUGGUGAGACACAGACCCCUGUUGCAAGCCUUCCGCGUGCAGGCAGCAGAUCGGGACAGCGCGUGCAGGCUGGCAGCAGCCUUCUCCUGCUCGAGACAGUAUGGUUUGUCCGGAAGAGUCUCGUCUUCUACUCGCCUAAACGGUCAGGGAGCAGCGACACGACACUACAGCUCCGACUCGAAGGACGACCUGCGCGUCAGAUACCUAGACGGAGAAGACGACGGUAUUGUUGUUGUUGGGAUAAAUCGACCAAAAGCCAAAAAUGCUAUAAGCAAAAAUCUGGUCAAAAUGAUGUUCGAGGCUGUGGAGGAUAUCAAGAAGAAUAACAAAGUGCGCAGUGUCAUUUUAUGCAGUUUGGUCCCUGGGAUUUUCUGUGCAGGUGCAGACCUGAAGGAGAGGGCCAAGAUGCAACAGAGUGAAGUUGGAUCAUUUGUGUCCAAAGCAAGAGCGCUCAUUACAGAGCUGGGUAAUCUGCCGACACCAACAAUUGCUGCAAUUGAUGGAGCUGCCUUAGGAGGAGGCUUGGAAAUGGCCCUUGCUUGUGACAUCAGAAUUGCCUCUAAUACUGCAAACAUGGGACUUGUUGAGACUAAACUUGCGAUUAUUCCUGGAGCAGGUGGUACACAGCGUCUCCCCAGGGUGAUUGGUGUCUCUCUUGCUAAGGAGCUCAUCUUUGCUUCCCGUGUGGUGGAUGGAACAGAGGCAUGUCGUCUGGGUCUCGUCAGUCAUUCUGUGGAGCAGAAUAAGAGUGGAGAUGCUGCCUACCUGAGGGCUCUGGAGCUCGCCCGCGAGAUCAACCCUCAGGGCCCAAUUGCAAUAAGGAUGGCAAAACUCGCGAUCAACCAGGGGAUAGAGGUGGAUUUAUCUACAGGUCUGGCCAUUGAAGAGGCAUGCUAUGCCCAGGUGAUACCAACUAAAGAUCGACUGGAGGGUUUGGCUGCAUUCAAGGAGAAGAGGCGUCCUCACUACAAGGGGGAGUGAGGCAACACUCAUUGCAGAAACAAUGAGAGUUCUCCCUCUGUUCCACGGCUUCCAAUAUAUUUAUGGGGGAAACUGUACACUUCAACACAUUAACCUGUACAGUAUCCAGUCUGUUUGACCGCAGGACACUAGGCUUGAUCCUGGCUGCUGAUUUUGCCAGUGACUUAAAUGUUAUAGUGUAAAGCCCUUGCUGGGUGUGUCAACUAUCACUUAAGCAUUUGGAGAAAACAAAUGAAUUAACCAAGCAUUGGCCACUGCUUACAAUAUUUAAAACCUUUGCAAUCUAAAACAUGAGUUACUUCAAAUGGUUAUCAUGAGUUGCAGUAUGAUUGGUAGUUAGUCACUAACAGUAACCUCCUUGACUAGCGGCCCAAUCUAAGAGAUACUGAAAAUUCCAUAAAUUUCUGUGAAUGCUUCACAAUAGUGAUGCAUCAGAAAGUUUACUGCUUUUUUACUUUGGUACAAAUGUACUACUGUGUUCAUAACACUGAAUAACACCAGAGGUGUCUGCAUAAAAUCAUUAAACAGACUGGUUUUUCCCUUACUUAAACAGUGUCCAGAUGGUGGAGUUUUGGAUUUGACACUUACUGUCAGAUGUGUAGGAUUUGACGAUUUCUGACUUUGGCACCACCCUGUGGUAGUAUCAAAAAAGACACCAUGAUUCACAAUGAAUUGGCUGAAAACAACACACAACCUCAAAUUUCAACAGAAUCAUCCAAUUUUUCUAUAAAUCCAAGCUUAGGCCAUUAACAUGCUAUAAGUGACAUCAAAACUUUCUGCACAUACUGGUUUCAAGGACACUUUAGCGGUUAACCCCAAAGGUUCUUUCUUAUGCAUUUUACCCAUUUUCUGAAAGCUCUUGUGUGUGUACACUGGUAGCUUUAGCCCAUCAUUACAAAGCUUCUCCUCUUCUACAGGGAGUACAGUUUGAACAUCUGGGUUUAUGUGACAUUUUUGAUGACAGGGGGCUUGCAUGACUUUGGUACCCCAUGGUAGUAGUAUUGGAAAAAGACACUGCAAAUAAAGACUUUUAACAGAA
This is a messenger RNA of Xiphias gladius (swordfish), 2083 nucleotides long. RefSeq names its product AU RNA binding protein/enoyl-CoA hydratase (gene auh). Gene Ontology annotation, molecular function: enoyl-CoA hydratase activity. The record is from RefSeq and is a predicted model, not a curated record. NCBI's taxonomy places the organism in Eukaryota, Metazoa, Chordata, Actinopteri, Istiophoriformes, Xiphiidae. The coding region runs from base 55 to 1044 and encodes 329 amino acids. The transcript has 10 exons. Gene Ontology annotation, biological process: fatty acid beta-oxidation. Gene Ontology annotation, cellular component: mitochondrion.